This is a messenger RNA of Numida meleagris (helmeted guineafowl), 3400 nucleotides long. RefSeq names its product DEAD-box helicase 51 (gene DDX51). Gene Ontology annotation, cellular component: nucleus. Gene Ontology annotation, molecular function: ATP binding; nucleic acid binding. The transcript has 15 exons. Lineage: Eukaryota; Metazoa; Chordata; Aves; Galliformes; Numididae. The coding region runs from base 77 to 2257 and encodes 726 amino acids. The record is from RefSeq and is a predicted model, not a curated record.
CGCCCCCUCCCGCCCUUCUGGAGUCUUCCGCCGCGCGGGCUCGUGACGUCAUCACGGCGCGCCCCUUCAGGCGGCCAUGGCGCUGUUCGCCGUCAGCAGGUACGCUGGAGAGGAGGAGGAUGCGGAGGACGAGGCGCAGGAGGAGCGGGCUCGGGUGCUGCUGGAGAGGCUCCGCGAGCAGGCGAGGGCCCGGCAGCUGAGGCGGCAGCAGGAGCUCGGAGGAGCGGGGCCGGGCCCGGGGGACGAAGCCGCGGAGGGGAAGAGGAGCGCGGAGAGCGCCGCGCAGGGACGGGGCAGGCUGAGGAAGGAGCGCGCGGGCGGCAGCGCGGAGCUGAAGAGGAGGAGAGAUGGAGAGCGGGGCCCUGAGGCAGAUUCUGAAGGAGACACUGAACAACGGGAAGGCAGGAGUAACCUUAAAAAUAAAUCCUCCAAAAGGAAGAAGAGGGAUGAGGAAACUGAGGGGGCUGAAGAAGGGAAGAAAGAGAACGGUGAAGGAGCAGAAGGAAACCAAAGCACAGAGGAGGAGCUACCCUCAGCAGCCUUGGGGGAAGAAGCACAUCCACCACCUUCCAGCUUGGCAGUUCUUGGAGACUAUGACAAAAAGCCUGUGCAGAAGGUCCAGCCCUUCUUACCACAUUGGCUUGCUCAACCCAAGCUAGUGCAAAAACGUAUCAAAGAGAAUCUAAUUCCAAUUAGGGAUGUCCCAGGAAUUCAUCCCAAGCUGCUGAAAAAGCUGCAAAUGAAUGGAAUAGAGUCUUUUUUUCCAGUUCAGGCAGAGGUGAUACCUGCUGUUCUCCAGAGUGCAUCCAAUGGAUAUUUGAUGGGGCAGGGAGGAUACCGCCCCAAAGACAUCUGUGUCUCAGCACCUACUGGCAGUGGUAAAACCCUGUCUUUUGUCAUACCAAUAGUACAGGUUUUACUGGAUCGGGUAGUUUGCCAAGUACGAGCUCUGGUUGUUCUGCCCACUAAGGAAUUGGCACAACAGGUGAGUAAAGUGUUCAACAUUUACACCGAUGGGACAGGUCUGAAGGUUGUAUUGAUUACGGGGCAGAAAUCUUUCGCAAAGGAGCAGGAAAUGCUUGUCCAGAAAAAAGUGACAGGUUACUGCAGCCUUGCUGAUAUUAUUGUGGCUACACCGGGGCGGCUCGCAGAUCACAUUAGCAAGACCGCAGGGUUCAGCCUGACGCAGCUUCGCUUCCUGAUCAUAGAUGAAGCUGACCGUAUGAUUGAUGACAUGCACCAGAACUGGCUGAACCAAGUCGUCAAAGCCGCGUUCCGAGCAGAAAAUGAUGCUGGUUCUAACACACUUUUUCAGAGGACCAAACCAGGGCCUGUAACAGCAGCUAGCUGCUGUUACCCUCAGAUACCCUUACAGAAACUGCUGUUUUCAGCCACGCUGACCCAGGACCCAGAGAAGCUGCAGCAGUUGGGCUUGUUCCAGCCUCGCCUCUUUACUUCCGUCUAUUCUGAGAAAAAAACACUCGGAGAUGGAACAGAGACUGAACGAGACGCUGAAGAGAAGUACACGCUCCCUGAGGGGCUAUCGCAAAGUUAUGUCCCUUGUGACCUGAAUUCCAAGCCUUUGCUCCUCUUGCAUUUCAUGCUGACAAAGAAGUUUACCCGUGUGCUGUGUUUUACCAACUCCAGAGAGGCUUCUCACAGAUUGUUCCUGCUUGUUCAGGCUUUUGGUGGAAUCACUGUGGCUGAAUUUUCUUCUCGGUUGCCUCCAAGUGAGAGACAAAGAACCAUGAAGGAAUUUGAACAAGGAAAGAUACGACUGUUAAUCAGCACGGAUGCCACUGCUCGAGGGAUUGACAUUAAAGGAGUGAAUUGUGUAAUAAACUAUGACACACCUCAGUUCAUCAGGACAUAUGUUCACCGUGUUGGAAGAACAGCUCGUGCAGGAAAAGCAGGCUUAGCUUUCAGCAUGGUCCUCAGAAUCCAGGAGCGCAGGUUUCUGCAGAUGUUGAAGGAUGCCGGCAUUUCAGACAUGAAGCAGCACUUGGUCAAGGGCAAGUUACUAAAGCCAUUGGUGCAGCAGUAUGAGGAGGCUCUGUCUAAACUUGAGAAGACAGUCAAGGUAACUGCAGGAGGGAAGAAGAGCAGAAAACGGGGAAGAAAAUUAAAAAUUCUGAACUACAGUUUAUGGAGUUCAUUGCAAGUCAUGACAAGCACAAGUAUUAGUAUCCUGGGUCCUUCUCUUGAACUGAGACAUCUGUUUUGGUGUGAAGGAAUUGCAUCAUUGAGUGCAUCAUGAUGAAGUACUUGGAAAUAGUGGGGAGGAGAGAAGGAGGGUUUUCUGUUAAAAGAAAGCUGGACGGUAUUUGUGGUAUCCCCUUUCCUAUUCUGGCUUUGUCUUUGUCUCUGAGGCCUGGAUUUUGGCAGCUUCCCAGAGGAAAGCAAACAAAAUGCAGAUUGAGCCUUUUGUCAUUCCAGAGCUUCAAGAUUGUAACUUGGAGCCGUGCAGACCAGAAGUUGGGUACUUCAAGCCAGGAAGGCAUUUCCUGCAGACCUUUACACACCAGUAGGAAAGCUGAGAGCUUUCAGAGAGAAGCAGGGUAGCAUUUGACUUGCCGGAAUGGUGGACAGGGGAUCCAUAACAGAUACUUUUGUGCUGUAUGAUUUGAGCCAAGUGUUCUGCUCUUUUCUUUGAGGACUCUUGAUAAAACCUUUGUCCUUGAAUAAUUAUGAUUUUGAAUUUCAGAUUAGGAAUGUUAGAGAACUGGGGCAGGGCAGAAAAGAUCGUGAUACUGUUACGUUGCUGCCCAAAGUCCCUUCUGCAUGGCCUUGGGGCAGGAGCGUUGCCAGUCACCUUCUCAACUUUAAUUUUGAACAGGGCGAGCGAGCACAGAAACGAGUCUGAGUGAACGCAAGCAGAGGAGGUGGUGUUUCGUGGCACUGAAGAUACCCAGCACAGUAACAAGGAGAUGUGGUUCCUGAGCUCAGUGGUCGUCUCCUCAAGCCUUAUCUUGUCCCAAGUCAGCUGUUAACGGCCUCAGUCCCAUUUCAAGGGUGCAGGAAACAGGGUUAAUUUACUGGUUUUUGAGAAGUAAAUGCGAUUGUUUGGAAGAGGAUUUUGCAUCAUUACCCAACUGGCGUAUGGAAAACUACCACCAGCGAACAGGAGAGCCAUGCUCUUGGUCAUGGGCCUGAUGGAGCUGCUGCUCACUAGAGGUGUGGGUUGUGCCUUUCUUGCCUCUGAAAUGGGACAGCUCAGUUCUGCCACAUUGUACAAGGAGCUCUAUCCUCAUGGAAGCAUAAAAAUGUAUGCAAUGCAUUGCCUGGAGCAGGAUGCCAUUCAAAGAACCGUUCUAGGUUGAAUGAACUGCAACUUUUAAAUAAAUAGACACUGUAUUUUGAAAAGAUUUUAUAGAUACUAUUUUAAAGUUUCCAGAGUACA